CCAUCAAUUUGACGUUUGAAGAAAAGUUUGUAGAACGUCUAGGCAUCGUAAAUUAUACCAUGUUGUAGCAAAAAAGUAAACGGAGACAACAAAUAGUAUAAAUGUACUAUUUUAUACUCACAUAAAGAAAUAUACAUAUACAAAACCUCAUUGUGAGGAACCAAGUAUUGGCUUACAACUUGGAACAACAGAAAACUAUUUACAUUUAAGUUAAGAUUGACUUACUUUUAAUAUAAUAGAAAGUUAUACAUACAUUUUAUAUUUAAUACAUACAUUUUAAACAUGGGUAGAAAGUCAUCCACCAAACCCUUGACGAAAGAGAAAAAGAAGUGUAAAGCUACGGUGGCGAAAUUCCGUAAACAAAACGUUUAUUCUCAAGAAAUUGGAAAUAGUAGCAAAUUGUCAAAUAGUAGCAAUAGCAUAGAUUUCAGUACUUUGGACGAUAUCCGUGUAAAAUAUGAGAACGAACUCGAAGGUGAUAGUGAUUCUGGAGGUCAUUAUUCCUUCGAAUGCACAGACUAUGUAAUGGAAGACAACAAUACGGAUCUACCUCAAAAUAUAAACUUAGAACUUAAGGCGUGGGCAAUUAGGAAUAAUAUAACCCAUAAUACUCUGACGGAUUUACUGGGGAUUUUACAUAAAAUAGGUGUAAAUGGUUUACCCUUAUCGGCGGAAACUCUCUUACGUACAAGUAGAGAUAAGGGUGAAAUAAAUGACAUAUCUGAUUUUACCUGUGCUUCACCCGCUCGCGCCUUGGUUACUGGGUAUAUGCCUCAUACAAAGAAGCAUAGUACCUGGAAAUCUCCUAGCCGCAUUAUCAGUGACAUGGAUGAUGAUGAGUAUUUUGAGUUUUCACCCAAAAUUCCCAUAUCAUCGGCAGAAGAACUGUUGACUGUGGAAACGAAGUUAAAAUCGAAGGCCAGUUAUGAUGCAAUGGCGCGGCUACUGGUAAAGACAAAAAGCUUUAAAGGAAGUGUGGAUGGUGUCCUUCGUUCAUUGUUUACAGACGAUUUAAUGGUGCACUACAAUUUAGAGGGACGAAAGGCGAAAUUGGCGCUUUUGAAAUUAAAGUGCAUUGAUGUAAUAUUUGAUGUUUUUCCAGAACGCCCAAAGGAACAAAUACUUUUAGAUAUAAGACAUUUUAUAGCCUCAAGUCAUAAUAGAAAAAAGCAACAAAAGCAUAAAUUAAAGAUUAAGGUUCUUUAAGUAACGUACAUAUAUACAUAGGUUACAUUGUAAAUAUUAAAAUGUUAGCUAAUAUAAUAUUAUAUAUAAUUAGUUGUACGAUGUAUGUACAUAAAUAUUGUAGGUUUAUGUAUACGUCAAUAUAUAAUAUAAUAUAAGUAAAAUAAGAUGAGCACACAUAUUUUCUAUUUUAAGUAAAGUAAUAAUACAUAUACAAAUAACAAUUAAUAAAUUUAGUUAUAUGAAAA
Bactrocera oleae (olive fruit fly) is the source of this 1433-nucleotide messenger RNA. NCBI's taxonomy places the organism in Eukaryota, Metazoa, Arthropoda, Insecta, Diptera, Tephritidae. The record is from RefSeq and is a predicted model, not a curated record.